UGAGGUCAAACUGGCUUUGCAGCAAUUAUGAAACAAUUUACAAGGAAGCUUUAAGAGGUCAUCAUAUGCCUGUUUUUCCACAAGUUGUCAUGGUUCCUUGGGGUCUCAAUGAAAUGUCUGUAACAUACUUGAGUGAAAAUACCACCCUUCUCACCCUGUCUUGGGUUUUUAUAUCUUACAACACCUCGCCCCCUUCUUUCCAAAGAAUAGAUGGUGUGUUAGUUAGCACAUUUGUUUAAAACAAAAACUCCACCUGAAGACUGGCACCUAUCUUAUUGCAAUCACCUGACACAUACGUAACUGGGGGGGGUAGGAUGUGUGUGGUUUCCUGCCUGUUAAAAAACACGUCUUUCACCACCUCCUCAUAUCUGUCCUCACAACUGCAUUGGAAUCAACUAUUGCUGUCAUCUCAUCAGGACAGCACUAAGCCUCGGCAUAUCCCAAAGGUAACUUUGGACAGAAAGGUUCUGGGUCAAGGACAAAUUAAUGUCUCUCAGAUCAGACAUGCUCCAGUUCUGGUCCCUCCUGCUGGGGCUACAGUGGGGUACCAUGUUCACCCAGGCAGCAGACUCAGAGGCAGGCAAAUGUAUCUCUUCUACAAGCCUGCCUUUAAGUGAAGAGUACUACGAGGCUCUGCAAAAUGUUGAAGAACAGUGUAAAAGCGAUAGGUUGGAGAAAGACCAAGAGUUUGGAGUCAGUCUAUUUGUGAGGAACGGCAGUGGACAGAUGGAACAUGGCAGAAGCAUAUAUGGAGACAAGGCAAAACUAGGAGAGUCAUACUGUGACUUAUACAGUGGUCUUCACCUGCCUGACAGUGUUCCUCAUAGGUUUUUGCUGAACAUCUCUUGUUUGCUAGACUCUCAGAAUGAACUAAAGUGCAGCUGGAACACAACGCACAUCCCUGCUGAUGCUCAGUAUUCCAUCGCUGGUCUACUUUGCAAUGAAGCUAAGGUCCUGAUGUCCUGGAACUGUAUCGUGCAUCACCUAGGAAACCUCACAGGAUGUCAGGGAACGACUACUGAACAUCAAGACCUAUCCAAAAUAAUUAUACGGGUCAAUGUGUCUGUCAGUGGAUUCUGGUAUAUUCACACUGAAUAUUUUGAAACAAUGUGGAUUGAAAAACUGGAUUCUCCAAAGAUUACAAAUUCCUCUUUCAAAGACAUCGGUGGAAAUCGGUGCUUGGAUAUCCACUGGGAAAAGCCUGUAUCCCGAGUAAAAACCACGAUAAAUGCUAAAUGCUUCCUCUAUGAGAUCAAGAUAAAUGAUGAAGUUACAACCUUAAAAAGUGGCUCGUUGAACUACUCUGAGCAAAACACUGAUCCGAGCAGAAAAUACACUGUACAGAUGAGAGUGAACUGGAGUAAAGAUUGUUCAUACUGGAGUCCCUGGAGUGAUUGGAGUGAACCAAUAGUGGUGGGGCCGGCUGUGGGGCCUCAACCUGAAUACAGCGCUUGGAUGAUUCUGGUCAUAGCCCUUGGACUACCCAUGAUCCUCUUGGUCUUCCUGCUUCUUUUCUGCAAGCUCCAGAGGUAUGGAUUCUGUUCCCACCAAUUCCAAGACCUCACAUACGAAUUAAAGCUCUUCUGGAGCAAGAUGAUGGCUUCCAGACAAUGUCGAAAAAACCUGCUGAGGAGGUCAGUGUUGAGCGUGUGAGUGAAGUGGAUAUAUACAAGCCAUGAGCCCAGACUAAUCUUGUCAUUGCUGAUGUCCAGAGACGCCAAAGGACAUUCUUGAAUUUAAGAGGGACAUUAAUGUACAAUACAAAAUAUAUAAACAAUAUGCAAAGAAACAAAGAAAAUAGCCUACUUCAUAAAUCUUUUUUGUAGUUUUGUACCCAGUGUGAAAAUGGUAACAUUGAUACACAAGUGUGUGAGGUUUGAAAGUGUUUGCUUAGCAUGUUGACUGGUGGACUGAUGUGUUAUCAUAGAUGUAGUUCUACAGUCAUAUUCUAUUGAAUUUUGAAACGUGUAGCAUGAACCAUGUUCUCUUGAAUUUGUAAGUGUGAAUCUUUGCCGUGUGGAGCAGUUAAAGAUGUCUUUUGAAAGAAUUGAAAGUGUAGGCAAGUGUUCUGUAUAUAUGUUGUUUUUCUGUGUGUUGAGAACAGUGUUUUUUAUUGUAAUAAAUAACACAUGAUACUUCUA
Clupea harengus (Atlantic herring) is the source of this 2141-nucleotide messenger RNA. Its product is annotated as interleukin-5 receptor subunit alpha-like. Gene Ontology annotation, molecular function: cytokine receptor activity; protein binding. Gene Ontology annotation, biological process: cytokine-mediated signaling pathway. Lineage: Eukaryota; Metazoa; Chordata; Actinopteri; Clupeiformes; Clupeidae. Gene Ontology annotation, cellular component: external side of plasma membrane. The record is from RefSeq and is a predicted model, not a curated record.